AUGGAUAAAAUUGAACAAAGAGCGGUGAUAAAGUUUCUUCAUGUGAAGGGCACGAAGAGGAAAGAUAUCUAUGACGAGUUAAAGAAUGUUUUGGGUGAAUGUGCUCCUUCUUAUGCCACAAUAAAAAACUGGGUGGCUGAGUUUAAACGCGGUCAUUCAUGUGUCCAAGAUGAAGCCCAACCCGGACGUCCAAAAAGCGUCACGACUCCGGAAAUGGUCGUGCAAGAACAUGAUAUAGUUUUAACAGAUCAACGAUUGAAGUUAUCUGAAACAGCUGACACUACAGAGACUUCUAUGAUGAAGAAAUAUGCUGUAAUGAAAAUUAAAUCCUCAUACGACAUAUUCCUGGACACUUACGGGCGGUACUCUUGUGAGACCCUCAGUCAAUUUGUUGGACCUAUAAUUUUAGCUCAAUCAUAG
Molecule: messenger RNA, 420 nt
Organism: Bombyx mandarina (wild silkworm)
Lineage: Eukaryota; Metazoa; Arthropoda; Insecta; Lepidoptera; Bombycidae
Source: RefSeq, a predicted model, not a curated record